Molecule: messenger RNA, 448 nt
Organism: Podarcis lilfordi (Lilford's wall lizard)
Lineage: Eukaryota; Metazoa; Chordata; Lepidosauria; Squamata; Lacertidae
Source: the annotation of a GenBank genome assembly
AUGCCGGCAACUCUCCGCGAGCAGCGGCAGCGCUGCCGCUGCUCGCGGAGAGGUCCGCGAAGCCUGGGCGCGCUGAUCUCAGCGCGCGCAGGCUUCGGCAUGCCGGCAACUCUCCGCGAGCAGCGGCAGCGCUGCCGCUGCUCGCGGAGAGGUCCGCGAAGCCUGGGCGCGCUGAUCUCAGCGCGCGCAGGCUUCGGCAUGCCGGCAACUCUCCGCGAGCAGCGGCAGCGCUGCCGCUGCUCGCGGAGAGGUCCGCGAAGCCUGGGCGCGCUGAUCUCAGCGCGCGCAGGCUUCGGCAUGCCGGCAACUCUCCGCGAGCAGCGGCAGCGCUGCCGCUGCUCGCGGAGAGGUCCGCGAAGCCUGGGCGCGCUGAUCUCAGCGCGCGCAGGCUUCGGCAUGCCGGCAACUCUCCGCAAGCAGCGGCAGUGCUGCCGCUGCUUGCGGAGAG